Messenger RNA from Bactrocera oleae (olive fruit fly), 2848 nucleotides. RefSeq lists its product as uncharacterized. The record is from RefSeq and is a predicted model, not a curated record. NCBI's taxonomy places the organism in Eukaryota, Metazoa, Arthropoda, Insecta, Diptera, Tephritidae.
CCACUAUGCUUAAAACUUUUUUUUUACCAAUAUUAUUAAAAUCAAAAUUCGAAAAUAUUUAAUAUUUGCGUUUUUUACAUAUGUAAAUCAUGACAGACAAACAAUAGAAGCUUAAAAUAAUUAAAUAUUUUUUGUUAGAAAUAUUUUUUACUGUUUUUUUUACAAUUUUUUUGUUUUAUAUUUUUAUACGCGUACUUAUUUGGAAGGAUUCAAACUUCCGGCAGAUUUGGCCUGCAGUAUAAAUUUCGAUAUAAUUUCUUUUGGUUUCUCCAAACGGCAGGGAAAUGCAAAAGAGAAGCUUGGGUAGUGAACCAAGCUUGGUCAAUCAACCAAUUAAAAUCACAAGUAACUUGGAUAAUAAGACUGGAUUAUCCGAAACAUACUUGAAAUGUAUGCAGGAGAGUAGUGUUGGUGUUUUUCCGGAAGAUAAGGGUGCAAUGAAUGCUUAUGAAGUAUAUAAAAGUUCUCCUGAGACGAGGUUAAUGAAAAGUGAGUCUGAUAAAAGGAUAUAUGCUGAUGCGCUUAUACAUCCGCCUGGCUUCGCACCUUUAUGGUAUUUAUGUGGAAAAGCUUUAUCUAAAAUGUACGAACCGAAUGAACUAAUUGAUUUAGUUAAAAAUGAUCCCAUUAUAAUGAGAAGCUACUACAAAACACUAAACCUGGAUCUACCUUUAGAGAAGUGUUACUAUAUAGAUGAUGAGAGCUAUUGGAAACGUUAUGUUUUGUCUCGUCACAAGGAUCCGGGUUUGCAAGUUAAGAAAAUAAAUUGGAAAAAUAAGGGAAUUACGAUGAAAUUUGAAAAAUACCUACAAGAAUUAAGUGCGGGAUACUGGGAUGAAGUCGAGACGGAAAGUUUAUCAGCUAAAAUUAACAUUUACGUAACCGAUUUACAUAUUGAACAUUUGCGAUCGAUAGAUGAGCACACCCUACUGAAACAUGUAAGGCGCGAUGAUGUAUGUUCCUCAUCUGGCUCAUCGACGACUAUUCCCAGUAGUUCUGUUAGUGCGGAGGAGCAGCUCGAAGCUGAAGAGGAGGAAGAUAUUGAAAGCAAAAGUGAGGGAAGCAGAAAGAGCAUCUUGCGGACUUCACAAUCUGGUUCAAACAAACAUGUUUUGUUGGGUCCAACAAUCAACCAACCGAUGCGUAAUAUUAGGGGCUUUUCAAGUACAACAAGUGUCUACUCAACGUGGAAUUACAAUUCGAGAUCAAUUAAUAGUUUGUGGUUCGACGCUAACGAUACCGAGCUUGAAGAUAAAUCAAUUAGGAACGAAAAGAGAAUAGCACAACGUUUAAGGCGACAAAAGAGGACAGAGUGUAAAGAACGCGAACGAAUCGCGGAAGAACGGGCGAAAAGUGAAGCCGAGGCAGCUGCUAAAGCAGCCAAAGAAAAGGCAGCAAAGGAAAGAUUGGCUAAAAGAAGAGCGGAAAGGCAAAAGAAGAAAGGUGAUGUUGAAAUGAUCAGUGUAUUUGAUAUGGAAGUUGAGCCGCCAGAAGAGGAAGAUGACAUAAUUGUCUUGAACGCACUAAAUAAAGAUAAAAUAAAGCAACUCCAAGUUGCAAUGAGGGAUCCAGCGAUUGCAGAUUAUUGCCAUCAUGCAGAUUUGCGUCUACUGAAGUAUUUUCCAUUCCUGAAUACCUUGCGCAUUGAGUUUAAUGGUCCACCGCCACCAGUCAAAUAUGAGGAUUGGCAUUAUCAUGUCAGUACGCGUGACAUCGAACGAUUGGCCGAGGGCCUAAGAGGUCUAGGUGGUCUGCAAGUCUUUAGUCUACGCAAUAGUCGUUUGAAUGCAAAUAAGCUGUUCUUACUCACCAGGAGUCUGAAGACAAUUCACACCUUGAAAAUCGUUGACUUCAGCUACGAUAAUUUGAAAGAUGAUUGCGGAGAGGGUCUUCAUGAACUUUUCCAAAGAACUACCUCAAUUAUAUCACUAGAUUUGACUGGUAAUGAGCUCGGCGCUGAGGCAAUUUGCGAUUUGGCGAGAGCACUCGGAGGUUAUGAUGGUUGCUGUCAGUAUUUGAGUUUGGCCCACAGCACUAUAAGUACAGACGCAUUGAAUUUGUUCUGCUUGCAUAUUGCAAAUACUGAGCAGGUGCGCGAAUUAUGCUUGCGCGGAGCGAUAAUCUCUCAAGAGGGCAUCAAAAGUUGUAUUGCCCAGCAACUGAUCCCAAAUCAUAAAGUGUUGCGGGCCAUUGAUAUGUCGGGAGUUGUAAUCGACACCGAUGUAGCAUGUGAAAUACUAAAGUCAUUAAAGGACAACUACAAAAUACGAAAAUUCGAUGUACGCGGUUGUGACUUACCUGUCGAUUUGGAGGUCGAUUUCGAAAUUCUAGUCAAUCGAAAUAAAUUCCUCUUCCUUUAUCCAGCCAUUGGCGAUACCAGGAUAUCUAUCGAAGAUAUUGAUCAAUCUCUUAAAAAAACAAGAAACAAAAUCCUUCUACGUGCAAUAGAAGCGGUAGAAAGGAGAGAAGAAUGCUUAAAGCUGCGCCCGAAUUUAUUUCAUCGUGAGAGUGAAACUGCAAGUUCUAUAUUUAAUUUCCAUCAAGAACAGACACACGAAGAAGAUGAAGACGGAGGCGUCGAAGUGGGUGUAUGCGAGGAAGAGAGAUCAAGUUGGAUUACGAAAUUUCAUUCCGAAGAUCCAAAUAAGUUUGAUAAGGAUGAAAUUUUGUCACGGUUCUGGUAUUUUGACAUACCAAGAGGACCACAUUCAAAUUAUUAACGAAUAAAAAUAUGUAUGUAUGUAGGUAUAUAUACACUGCCAGAAGUAUACAUACAAUUUAUUAUAUAUUUUUUUAAAAGUCGGGAAAAAAAAUUAGAAUAAUAUACUUUUGACUAAAAAACCAAAAA